GCUGUUUAGUACUAUCUCUGACCCCUGCAGAUUGCCUUGGUACACUGCCCCUCCAUCCUGCUGCAAUGAGUGGGAAGUCCUUGCUCCUAAAGGUCAUUCUCCUUGGAGAUGGUGGAGUUGGAAAGAGCUCCCUGAUGAAUCGGUACGUGACCAACAAGUUUGACUCGCAGGCAUUCCACACGAUUGGGGUGGAGUUCUUGAACCGGGACCUGGAGGUGGACGGGCGUUUUGUGACCCUCCAGAUUUGGGACACAGCAGGACAGGAGAGGUUCAAGAGCCUGCGGACGCCCUUUUACCGGGGAGCGGACUGCUGCCUGCUGACCUUCAGCGUGGAUGACAGGCAGAGCUUUGAGAACCUCAGUAACUGGCAGAAGGAGUUUAUCUAUUAUGCUGAUGUGAAGGACCCUGAACACUUCCCAUUUGUAGUCCUGGGUAACAAGAUAGACAAACUGGAGAGACAGGUGAGCACAGAGGAGGCCCGGGCCUGGUGCAUGGAGAACGGUAACUAUCCGUACCUGGAGACUAGUGCCAAGGAUGACACCAACGUAACAGUGGCCUUUGAGGAAGCUGUGCGACAGGUGCUGGCGGUGGAGGAGCAGCUGGAGCACUGCAUGCUGGGCCACACCAUUGACCUGAACUCCAGCUCCAAGUCGGGCUCUUCCUGUUGUUGAGAGUGGCUGCUGCUUUGGGAGCGGUGCUCGAGCCAGCAGCUGGAUCAGAACACACCUGGGCAGCCCUGGAGCACUCUGAGGAGAGUGGCCACAAGGACAAGAGGUGGUUUGCUCACUGGGGAGCUGCAGCCUCACCAUCUGAAUCCUGCCUGGAGUGUUCAGGCACAGAGCAUGUAUCUGCAGGAGGGAGCUGUUAACAGACUCUCUUGAGGAUUCUGGUGCUCUGGAC
Messenger RNA from Cinclus cinclus, 900 nucleotides. It is a transcript of the gene RAB9B, whose product is annotated as RAB9B, member RAS oncogene family. Lineage: Eukaryota; Metazoa; Chordata; Aves; Passeriformes; Cinclidae. Gene Ontology annotation, molecular function: GTPase activity; GTP binding. Gene Ontology annotation, biological process: retrograde transport, endosome to Golgi; Rab protein signal transduction. Gene Ontology annotation, cellular component: phagocytic vesicle; late endosome; lysosome. The transcript has 2 exons. The record is from RefSeq and is a predicted model, not a curated record. The coding region runs from base 66 to 671 and encodes 201 amino acids.